Molecule: messenger RNA, 828 nt
Organism: Sclerotinia borealis F-4128
Lineage: Eukaryota; Fungi; Ascomycota; Leotiomycetes; Helotiales; Sclerotiniaceae
Source: the annotation of a GenBank genome assembly
AUGCCGCACACGAAUCGUAAAAAGAAGAGCAGCACAAACGGGAAUGCGGAUACGCGAACAACAGGCGGGGAAGAGCAACAUGCCAAGAAGAUUGUGCAGCCAAUGAAGAGGAUCCAAGUCGAGGAUACGGAGGGAUGGACACAUGUGGUAGGAGGAGGCAAGAAGGCCGGGGGUGGAGAGGGCUGGACACAUGCGGGGGAUUUUGUGAGGGGUGGGGUUGCUUAUAUUGAACGGACGGUGGGGGAGAUGAGGGGGGAUUGGGAGUUUUAUGCCAAGCAGUGGGAGGAUAGUGAGGCGGCGAUACAGUUGAGGGAGAUUCUGGGGGGGAGGACUGGGGUGAAGAGUGUGGUUUGUUUGGGGUUGGGCAGUUUGCAGAGUGCGAGGAGAGAGGGGAGAAGGUGUAGUUUUACGCAAUUGGCGGCGUUGAUGAUGAUUCUGGAAGAGUUGGGUGGCACCGGUGCUCAUAAGAUACAAUGCGUUUUUCAAGACCCUCAAUAUACGGAAACUGACAAGGAAUUCUUGACAUCUUUGGCGGGUGUAGUGGUUGAUGAUCCGGUGGCAUUUGAUCAUAUUAAAGAGGAUUCUCUGGUAUAUGCGAUACAUUGUUAUGGGCCAGUUUAUAAGACUAUGAGUGAAGGACCUCGACCUGCAGUUCUCAUUGGAACAGAUGUCGAUAACUUUGGGAGAUUCAAUCUAACAGAAACGAAAGAAACAAUAGCAAAACCUCUGAACGAAAUGGUCAAAGAUUGCGAAGUAAUAAAUUUCCCACAAAUUCGACACGAUUUCUCGGAUACAAAAAUAUACUGGCGAAACAAACCAACUAUUUGA